This is a messenger RNA of Leptopilina boulardi, 2431 nucleotides long. RefSeq names its product USP6 N-terminal-like protein (gene RN-tre). Lineage: Eukaryota; Metazoa; Arthropoda; Insecta; Hymenoptera; Figitidae. The transcript has 7 exons. The record is from RefSeq and is a predicted model, not a curated record. The coding region runs from base 289 to 1719 and encodes 476 amino acids.
GUGUCAGUUAACAAGAAGAAGAAGGAAUGAGCUCCAUCAGCAAAAAAAAAAGCCAAAAGUAUAUAAUCGUAUUUCACUUUGUUAAUUUAAGUGAUUAAAAAGUAAACGUAAUUCAGUGCUUAUUACAGAAACAAUAAUUUUUUUUAAAUGAAUAAUGUAGCCUUGCGAACUACAUGUAUUCGUUUCAAGAUUGCAGUUUCUCACAGAAAUGGUGAUUUAUAAUUGAAUGACUAAUUCAUUAUCAGGAAACGGCAUGUAUAAUAAUCUGGUUACAAUUUCGCACGUGGGAUGAAUGAGGAAGAACUGUUGAAGCGAUCGGCUGCUGAAAGGGACAGAAUAUUCAGUUGUUACGAUCGUGGUAGAGAAAAUGGUGCACACAUCGAUCCUUGGGAAGACCCGAGUCUUCCAGUUUAUCACACAACUGACAGAUACGGAUUUAUACAUGACGCGGAAUUACCGAAAGUGGAUAAAAAUGAAAUUAAAAUAAAGCAAACGGAAAUGGAGAGGCUAAAGAAAUGGGAGAAAAUGACAAGAAAAUGGGAUAGUCCCGCUACUAAAGAAAAAUUACGACGUAGGAUAUAUAAAGGAAUUCCAGAUAGAUUUCGAGGACAAAUUUGGAGUAAUUUGUUAGGAAUAGCGAAUUUAAAAAUGGAACAGGCUGGUAAAUAUGAGGAAAUGUUAAAAUUGGCACGCAAAUGGUCCACGGAAAUAAGACAAAUUGAUGCUGAUGUCGCUAGACAAUAUAGGGAUCAUAUUAAUUAUAGAGAGAGAUAUAGUAUUAAACAAAAGUCCAUGUUCUAUGUAUUGGCGGCCUAUAGUAUGUAUAAUAUGGAAGUUGGCUAUUGCCAAGGUAUGUCCGUCUUAGCCGGUUUACUUUUACUUUAUAUGGAUGAAGAGGAUGCAUUUUGGGGACUUUCUGUUUUACUCACAGACAAGAAAUACAGCAUGCAUGGAUUCUACGUAGAUGGCUUUCCAAAGUUAAAUCGUUUUAUAGAACACCAUGACAAAAUAAUGACAAAGUUUCUUCCAAAGUUGAAACGAAAAUUAGACAAAAGUGGUUGCGAUUCAAUUCUAUAUGCUUUGAAAUGGUUCUUCGUUGUGUUUCAAGAAAGAACGCCAGUGAGUCUAGGACUUAGAAUUUGGGAUAUUUUUCUUUUGGACGGUGAUCGUAUUUUGCCAGCGAUGGCUUAUACAGUGAUGAAAUUACAUAAACGACAAUUACUUGGAAUGGAUAGUUUAGAUGAGUUUUGCAAUUAUUUACAAAUUAAAUUAGAAAAAGAUUUUUCGUACGAUGACGAUGUUGUAAUUUCUGCCAUGGAACGAAGUAUGGAGGAACUUAAACGGGCCAAGUUGGAUUAUUCCGGUCCGCCCUUGCCACAUGAAUUACCACGUCAUCCAUUUGGUACAUUUAAAGAACCUACAUUUACUAGCAAGGUGGGAAGACGCGCUGAGGAAUUUAGCGAAGCUCAGCAAGUGACACGUGAGACAGUGGUGAAUCGAAGAGAUAUGGCUGUAAUUGAGGAAAAUCGAGAAAGCUCAACGCCAGUGGAGCCGGCAAAUUGCGGUAGUCUUGGUGGUGAGUUUACCACUCGCACUCGUGAAAUUCAUGCUAAUACUAGUGCUAGAACUAGCGAUGCAUUCAGUAGCGAGAGUUCAAGUUCUGAAAGUCAUAGUUCUGAUUCCAACAUCAAUGUAUUUAUUUACAAUACAAGGCUUUAAAUUGGUGAUCGGAAUUUAAAAAUUAGAGAUAAUAUGAGAUUGCUCAAAAAUCGCGAAUGACAAUAUUCCACUGAAUAUUUACAAAAAAAAAAUAUUUAGUAAUUAAUGAAAACAAGAUUCUCAAAUAUGAAUCUCUUUAAAUACAAAACGGAAAAUGAGAUUAUUAAUAAUAAAGUUAAUUAUUAUCUUAUUAUUACUAUUAAUCAAUAGCUAAAAUUAAUUACCAAUUUAUUUUUUUGAUAAUUUUCUAGAUUUAUAUUUUGAUUUCCCUUGCCAUAGAUUUAAUUUUUUUUUACCUUUUCUAGAAAUUAGACAUGUAUUUAAAUUAUAAUUAAUAAUAAAAAAAAAUAAUUUGCUUCUCGUGUAAUUGAGAAUGGAGAAAAUAUUAGAACUACUCGACUCAACAAUUCCAAUUAAUCUUGGCAUCCAUCGUGAAUGCUUCCAUUUUUCGCAUUAUAGUCCUCCUGUUCCGGAAUUCAAUCGUAGCCUUGUUUAACAGAACUUGCUUCCCUUUCACGUGCUGCAUGUAUGUGGUGUUUUUAAUUACUUAACUCGAUCUGCAAACACGUAACACUCGACAUUACAUUUUACAUGUUUUUUUUGUUUGUCCCUGUGUUAACAAAACUAAUAAGAUAUUUUUUUGUAAUUAAAAAACUUUUUUCUAUAUUAGUUUUUAGUAUUAUUUUUUUUAUAUAUACUUUGCAUAAUUUAA